This is a messenger RNA of Symbiodinium sp. CCMP2592, 981 nucleotides long. Lineage: Eukaryota; Dinophyceae; Suessiales; Symbiodiniaceae. The record is from the annotation of a GenBank genome assembly.
AUGGGAGUUGGAAAGAAGCCUCCAGUGACGUUGGACGAGAAUGCACUUUCUCUGGUGACCUGCGGCAUCUCGGGUGGUGGUGCGGCAUACCAAGAGGCUGUGAGUUCCCCUGCCCUAAAGUGUCCCGAUAAAGCUUCUUUUGCUAAAUGGACUUUCGCCUUCCGAAACUUGGGCCUUCUGCCGCAGUAUGGAGCGGUUGCAUCUGCACCCAGCUCACCACACGCGGAACAAGCGCCGAUGUCUCCGAUGUCGCCCACGCGAGGUGCGAGAGUCGUGGUGUCCACAGAGCAUACCACAGCUCUGGCGCAAAAGGAUGAAGCCCUGACCGAAACGAGACUCAACAGUCUUUUGGGAGCUGUGGAGGGAAACCUGCAGGGUGAGCAGCGUUUAGAAAAGCGGCUCAUGGUUCGAGCGUGCGCCGUGGUCAUACGGAUACACCUGCCCAAGGAGGAACGCAAGGAGAAUCUGCUACUGCUCUGCUACCUGCGGGCCUACUACGUUGUUGCAGCAUGGGAAGAUGGAAUCCACUGGGUAAAUAGCCAUGGGAGUUGCAUAUACUUGUAUUGUGACACGGCCGUGCUCGGCCUGCGCAUCGCUCUUCGCAUGCAGAGGCUUGUCUUCGAGUUUCCGGAGUGGGCAGAGGAUGGGUACAAGAAAGACUGCCAGGGCUGCAGCACCCUUUGUGCGGUCUCUGUUGGCAUGGAGGUGGGUAGCCUACUCCCGUUGCGUGGGGACUUCUUUGGGGAGGCCGUCGACGCUGCCAUCCAGAUGGAAGAGAUGGCCUCUCCUGGCGAGCUGCUGAUCAGCAGCGCAGCCUGCGCGUCAGGGCUUGAGGACGUCAAGAGUCAUUUCUGUGGCGCUUCCACGGUGUCGGGUUCGCAUGAAACUGAGUUUGUGUUUUGGGAGGGAGUGCGGCUCGUAGGGUCGGGUUCCGGCGUUACGGAUUUGUCACGGCUCGAUGUCUGCGUAGCCUCUGUGUAA